UUUAAUAGAAUGCGGUAAUGGCAAAGAAAAAGCUGGUGAAGAACCUUCUUCACCACGAAAAGUUGAAGAGACCGAGGGACGCUCAAGAGGCAGAGAACGUGGGCGCAUAGAGGGUGGCCAAGGACCACCUAGCGCGGGAGAAGGAAUGCCUGAACAUGGAAGGGCUGGGCAAAGAAUUGUUGGGCAUGGAAUAGCUGGCGAGCGACUGAAUAUUGGACCAAUGCGAGUAAAAUACAAAUCAUCUGAUUUGCCACCUAAUUUUACGGAAGAAUAUCGAAAACGAAUGGCAGCAAUUCAAAAUAAAGGAAAAGGAAUAGAAUUUGAUGAAGGAGGAAUUCCAAUGAGAGUUAAGGAAAAGUCAGAGAUUCAAGGAAAAGGGAAGGAGAAAGAAAGUAAGAUUUUAUUAGUUAAAUUGAUAUAAAAUUUUGAAUUACGGGCUGCUUGGAAAAGCAUAUGCCUCACUGUCUAUUUUAACGAAAUAUACAAUUUUUUAAUACUAGAUUAUCGUGUUAAGAGUUUCGCAAAAUUUUAUGCACCGGGCAGGAUUCACGGGGCGAUAGUUACCGUAUUUACUCGAUUAAUUCCCUUGGGAAAUUAUUUUUCAACU
Messenger RNA from Meloidogyne enterolobii, 607 nucleotides. The record is from the annotation of a GenBank genome assembly. NCBI's taxonomy places the organism in Eukaryota, Metazoa, Nematoda, Chromadorea, Rhabditida, Meloidogynidae.